UCUCGCGUCUGAGGGGGCGCCGCGCCCGGCCUCUGAGAGGCCCCGCGGGAAGGAAGGCGUCCAGGAGGGAGGCGCGGGGUCAAAGGUUCCUUCCUCAAGAGCCGCGGCGAAUUGGGCCCUCGGGGCGGCGUCCGUAGCCGGCCAGGCCUUUUCUGGUCGCGGUGACUCGGGCUGUAGCGUCCCCCGCCCCCGGUAGCCUGGCGGUUGUGUCCCUUGUGGGGCGGGCACGCGGUGCUCUUGGGAAUGUCGGUUAUUGAAGUUGGGUAAGUUCUCCGGUGGAGAGGGGGGCCCUGGCGGGUCAUUAAGGGGCACCUGUGUGUGACAUAAAUAAAUGCAGGAGUGCAGGGAUUCGCCUGAGUAGGAAGCCGAGCGCCGCGGAGUCCUGUCAACGCCCGGAGCUUCGAGCGUAGGAGUCCCUGAGGGAAGGACGAGGCGGGCCGGCUGCCCUUAGCUGGAACCGAGUCGACCCAGAGUAGGAGGAGUUUGGACAGAGAGCUGACUAAUGAAUGAUGCUUCAUGACAGCUGAGUAAUGCCUGUUGCUUAAAGGCUGAUGGUAUGUGGUAAGAUUCCACCGCUACUUAAGAGGAAUUGAGAUUGACCUAUCCACUAAGUUCAGACACUGUCUUGAAGGACUUUGGAAAAAAGAAAAGUUCAGGCAGAUUCUGCUGUCAUACCCACGGGAUGCCAGCCAUUGAUCUUUUCUCUUGUGGUCAUCUUUCUCAAGAUUUUUUCUGUCUUCAUGAGGAAAAGUCAGAAGGGGAAAGGAUAGUGACCAAGUGUCUUAUAAAUUAUUGUCAGGACCCAGUGACCUUUGACGAUGUGGCUGUGGAAUUCACCCAGGAAGAGUGGACUUUGCUGGAUCAAACUCAGAGAAGGCCAUACAGAGAUGUGGUGCUGGAGAACUACAAGAAUCUAGCUUCAACAGAUUGGGAGAUUUGUCUUAUCCAAUGGUCAGCACCUCAGCAGAAUAUUUUGCAGGGGAAAACACCCAGUGUGGUAGAAAUGGUCUGCUUGCUCAGAACCUUGUCUGGUAAGGCGGGAAACAUACAAGAGGAAGAAUGGCUGCCAGAUUGCUGACAACCUGGUCACAGGAUUCGGUGACCUUUGAGGAAGUGGUGGUGGACUUCUCU
Molecule: messenger RNA, 1131 nt
Organism: Nyctereutes procyonoides (raccoon dog)
Lineage: Eukaryota; Metazoa; Chordata; Mammalia; Carnivora; Canidae
Product: zinc finger protein 559-like
Biological process (GO): regulation of DNA-templated transcription
Source: RefSeq, a predicted model, not a curated record